Messenger RNA from Paraphaeosphaeria sporulosa, 1191 nucleotides. Its product is annotated as Di-copper centre-containing protein. The record is from RefSeq and is a predicted model, not a curated record. The coding region runs from base 1 to 1191 and encodes 396 amino acids. NCBI's taxonomy places the organism in Eukaryota, Fungi, Ascomycota, Dothideomycetes, Pleosporales, Didymosphaeriaceae. Gene Ontology annotation, molecular function: oxidoreductase activity. The transcript is spliced from 6 exons.
AUGGCCGGCCACACGGUCAUCAGCCUCCUCACGGCGCUCUGCCUGUUCUCAGGCUCGUCGGCAUUCCCAUUCUCGAAGCGGCAGACGCUAUCCACUGAUGACAUCCAGAAGCAGGCCCUGGCAAACGCGUACAAAGUCCUCGACGGCACGCUCGCAGAUGGAAUGACGCGCCCCUCCACCUGCAACAAGAACACUGUCUCCGUGCGGAAGGAAUAUGGCGACCUCACAAAAGAGGAGAAACUUGAGUACAUCCGCGCCGUCAACUGCAUCCGCACGCAGCCUAGCAAGCUACCCGCUGGCAAAUACCCCGGUGCGAAGACCCGCUACGACGACUUCGUUGUUGUUCACAUGAACAUGACCCCUACCGUGCACUCGACUGCCAAUUUCAUGCACUGGCAUAGGUACUACAUUUGGGCGUACGAAACAGCACUCAAGACCGAAUGCGGCUUCAAGGGCGCCCAGCCCUACUGGAACUGGGGCAAGUACACCGACCUGCCCGCCUCUCCAAUCUUCGACGGCAGCGAAACGAGUCUCGGUGGAAAUGGUGAUUACGUAAAACACGCAGGCGGUCUCAUGGGGUCGCCAUUCCCGGCGGGCAAUGGUGGUGGCUGCGUGACAAAGGGCCCGCUUGGGAACCUUACCGUCUCUCUUGGGCCCCUAAUGGGAACCAUGGACCCCGCCCUCAAGAUCAAAGCCAACCCCUCCCGCGACGGCUACGGCGACAACACGCGCUGUCUGCGCCGCGACGUCAACAACAACGUUGUGACCACCUCGUUGGCGCCCGCGUACUUGGCAGCCCACAUCACCAGCAACUCGGCGAUCGGAACGUUUCAGACUACCUUGCAGAACGACCAGGGGGGCAAGAUGGCGAUUCAUAGCAGUGGGCAUUACUCGAUUUGGGGGGACCCAGGAGGCGACGUAUACGUAUCCCCCGGCGAGCCCGUCUUCUGGCUGCAUCACGGCCAACUCGAUCGCCACUGGUGGAUGUGGGCGAACUAUCUCUCCGACCAGGUCAAAUCGCGCACGAGCAUGUACGAGGGCGGCACAAACUGGAUGAAUCCUUCGUCCGCGAAAGGCAAGCCCACGGACAAGCAAUGGCUCGAUGUGCUCGCCCCGACGGGACAGGAUGGAAUCCCGAGCAAUCAGCUUUUCUCGACGACUGCGGGGCCGUUUUGUUACAUUUAUGCUUAG